Molecule: messenger RNA, 1192 nt
Organism: Drosophila kikkawai
Lineage: Eukaryota; Metazoa; Arthropoda; Insecta; Diptera; Drosophilidae
Product: probable 3-hydroxyisobutyrate dehydrogenase, mitochondrial
Biological process (GO): L-valine catabolic process
Cellular component (GO): mitochondrion
Molecular function (GO): NAD binding; NADP binding; 3-hydroxyisobutyrate dehydrogenase activity
Source: RefSeq, a predicted model, not a curated record
ACAGUGAGCUUCUGGCAGCCGUCCGAUCGCGUAGAACAUUCGCAGUUUUUUAGCCUUCCUCCCCAGAUAGUUAUUCUAGAUCCACAGCCAUGUCUCUGCGUGUGAUGUCCCCCGCCAUGCUGAGUGCCUGGAGCCAGACUUUGGUCCGAGCCAUGUCCUCGCAGAGCGGCAGCGGCAAGAAUAUCGGCUUUGUGGGCCUGGGCAACAUGGGCGCCAACAUGGCCAGCAACCUCAUCAAGGCCGGCCACAAGCUGCAUGUCUUUGACAUCUCUAAGCCCGCCUGCGAUGGACUGGCCGCCAAGGGAGCCACCGUUUACUCCAAGACCUCCGAGCUGGCCAAAAACUCUGACUUUGUGAUCACCAUGCUGCCCAACAAUGCCAUUGUGGAUGCCUCGUACGAGGAGAUGACUGCCGAUGGCGUUAACAAGGACACCAUCUUCAUUGACUCGUCCACGAUCUCGCCGGAGCUGGUCAAGUCGCUGCAGAAGAAGAUCAGCGGCAAGGGAGCCAGGUUCAUUGAUGCCCCCGUUUCCGGAGGAGUUCCCGGUGCCGAACAGGCCACCCUCACCUUCAUGGUGGGCGGCACUGAGGCGGAGUACAAUGCGGUGAAGAGUGUGCUGGAGUGCAUGGGCAAGAAGAUCACCCACUGCGGUGUCUAUGGCAUGGGACAGGCUGCCAAGCUGUGCAACAACAUGAUGCUGGCCAUCUCCAUGAUCGGUGUCUCGGAGGCCAUGAAUCUGGCCAUACGUCAGGGACUCGAUGCCUCUGUCUUUGCCGAGAUCAUCAACUCUUCCACCGGCCGCUGCUGGGCCUCGGAGGUCUACAACCCCGUGCCCGGCAUCUGCCCCACUGCCCCCGCUAACCGGGAUUAUGCCGGCGGCUUCUCCACUGCCCUGAUCACCAAGGAUCUGGGUCUGGCCUCCGGUGUGGCCAACUCUUCCAACUCCCCCAUCCCGCUGGGUUCGCUGGCCCACAAGGUGUACUUGUCGCUGUGCGAUAAGGGUCUGGGCAACAAGGACUUCUCUGUGGUGUACGACCUCAUGAAGAAGGAGAAGUUCAGCGUUUAGAGUUAAGGACCUUAGCUAAGGCUGAUCCCCACCAGUCCUGCAUUUAUUAUUAUAUACUUAUACCCGUUUUUUCUGCGUGUAUUUUGCGUAAAUUAAAGACGUAUUCGAUUGUCGUUGGUUGAGUG